Molecule: messenger RNA, 5470 nt
Organism: Oncorhynchus keta (chum salmon)
Lineage: Eukaryota; Metazoa; Chordata; Actinopteri; Salmoniformes; Salmonidae
Product: protein kinase C alpha type-like
Exons: 18
Coding region: 482-2602 (706 amino acids)
Biological process (GO): protein phosphorylation
Molecular function (GO): zinc ion binding; diacylglycerol-dependent serine/threonine kinase activity; ATP binding
Source: RefSeq, a predicted model, not a curated record
UAAAACAGAAUCAAUCUUAAAGAGAUUUCCAUCUCUCCACCUCUUCUCCCUCUUCACCCUGUGUGGGUUAACUUAACGGAUACAUAGCAGUCCACUCCUCCUCUUUCUUCUCUUGUUCUUGGAAAGCUUCAAUCUCAUCCCUUGUUACUUGCUAUUUUUUUGUAGGCAGCUCUUUUCCCCAGCUCUUCCUCCCAGCUCUUCGUCCCUGCCACCACUUGCCUUUCUCUCUCUCUUUCCUUCACUUUUCUUUUUUGACGUGACCAGAGACAGGUUCAGAGCGAUAGCAGGCUGCCUAUCAAAGGAGGAGAGAUAAAGAGAGGGGGAGAGGAAGAGGAGAAGCCUGCUCUUUGAUCAAGUCUGUCAGCCCAAACAACCACAAAUACAGCCCUCCCUGUCUCUGGUAUUCACCCAUUGGAUCGAUUUCCUCCAUCUUCCGGUGUGCCAUAAUCAUUUCAACAGGUCCUGUUUGCUAUGCUGCAGCAUGUCUACUCCCGUGUCCCCGUCCCCCUCCCUCUCCCCCCUGACCCUGGCCUCCCCCGUGGCCACCCCUGGGGCCUCUCCCCUGCCCUCCCCCCUCACCCCCCCUCCCAGGGUGCCAGUGUUCCAGAGGAAGGGGGCGCUGAAACACAAGAGGAUCAUCGAGGUCAAGGACCACCAGUUCACCGCUCGCUUCUUCAAACAGCCCACCUUCUGCAGCCACUGCACUGACUUCAUCUGGGGAAUUGGAAAGCAGGGAUUUCAAUGUCAAGUGUGCAGUUUCUCUGUCCACAAGCGAUGUCACGAGUAUGUAACCUUCACCUGUCCUGGAGCCCCCACUGCUCCUACAGAAGACUUGAAGAGUAAACACAGAUUUCGACCUCAGACCUACACUUCUCCAACGUUCUGUGAUCACUGUGGUUCUCUGCUCUAUGGCCUUAUCCAACAGGGCAUGAAAUGCUCCUGUUGUGAGAUGAAUGUCCACAAGCGUUGUGAGAGCCUGGUGCCCAGCCUGUGUGGUCAAGAUCAUACAGAGAAGAGAGGCAGGAUCCACCUGACCGUCCGGGGAGAGAACGAGGACAUCUUCAUCACAGUGCGGGAGGCUCGUAACCUGAUCCCCAUGGACCCCAACGGUCUGUCUGACCCCUACGUGAAGCUCAAACUAAUCCCUGACCCCAAGAGCCAGAGCAAACAGAAGACCAAGACUAUCCGCUCCACACUCAACCCCGUCUGGAACGAGAGCUUCACCUUCUCGGUGCGUGGGCGGCAGUGGGACCGUCGUCUGUCGGUGGAGGUGUGGGAUUGGGAUCGUACGUCUCGCAAUGACUUCAUGGGAUCGCUGUCGUUCGGAGUGAGCGAGAUAUUCCGUCACUCAGUUAGCGGCUGGUUCAAACUGCUGGAUCAGGAUGAGGGAGAGUACUACAACAUGCCUGUCCCUGACGAAAAUGAGCCUAGUGGUCUAGAUGCUAUUCCCCCCUCCCUUCUCCCCCCCUCCCUGAGGCCUGCCCCUGUGUCUGUGUCUGUGUCUGUCCCCGUGUCUGUCCUGUCCCCCUCAGCCCCGUCAGUCCCCUGUCUGGCCACCCUACCUGCAGGACCGGUCAAGCCCAGGGUUUGCCUCCAGGACUUCAACUUCCUCAUGGUGCUGGGAAAAGGCAGCUUCGGAAAGGUACUGCUGGCUGAGGAGAGAGGAAGUGAGCGUCUGUUUGCGGUGAAGGUGUUAAAGAAGGAUGUGCUGUUCCAGGAUGAGGACACAGAGAGUGCCAUGGUGGAGAGGAGGGUUCUGGGACUGGCCAACCGCCCCCACUUUCUCACAGCACUCUACUCAGCCUUCCAGACAGAGGACCGUCUCUACUAUGUGAUGGAGUAUGUCAACGGAGGAGACCUCAUGUUUCACAUCCAGAUAGUUGGCAAGUUCAAAGAGCCCCACGCAGCGUUCUAUGCAGCAGAGAUAGCCAUAGGCCUCUUCUUCCUCCAUACUAAAGGAAUCAUCUACAGGGAUCUGAAGCUGGAUAACGUGUUGCUGGACAGUGAGGGUCAUAUAAAGAUAGCUGAUUUUGGGAUGUGUAGGGAGGGCAUGUUUGAAGGUGACACUACACGUACCUUCUGUGGGACCCCAGACUACAUCGCACCAGAGAUUGUAGCUUACCAGUCCUAUGGUAAGGCAGUUGACUGGUGGUCGUAUGGGGUGCUGCUCUAUGAGAUGUUGGCUGGACAGCCUCCCUUUGAUGGUGUUGAUGAGGAGGAGUUGUUUCAGUCCAUCAUGGAGCAGAGUGUCUCCUAUCCCAAGAGUCUGUCCCGUGAGGCCGUCGCCAUCUGCAAGGGGCUCCUGACCAAGCACCCAGCGAAGCGACUGGGCGGAGGGGAGGAGGGGGAGAAAGAGAUACGGGAACAUCACUUCUUCCGUUGGAUGGACUGGGACCGACUGGAGAGAAUGGAGAUACAGCCUCCCUUCAAACCCAGAACUGGUGGGAAGAAAGGGGAGAACUUUGACAAGUUCUUCACAGCAGCUCCGUCCGUGCUGACACCCUCUGACCCUGACGUUCUGGCGGCCAUUGACCAGGAAGACUUCCUGGGCUUCUCCUUCAUUAACCCUGAGCUCGCCCCCCCGACCCUCACUGCCAUCUGAGGGGGGCAGCUCUGUCUCUCUCCACCCACACUUUUUUGAAGGGCACGACUCGGUUUCGCUCUGCUCUCCGCUCUUUCGGAGGGGGCAGCUCUCUGUAUUUUUAUCCUCUUCUCUUGGUCUGAAGGGAGCAGCUCUGUCUCUCUCUAUCCUCUCUGUCUGAGGGGGGGGGGGGCUCCCCACACAUUCCCCUCACUGCCUAACAGUCAUUUUCUAAAGAAAAUAAGUUAAAAACAGAGAAUAGCACACAAUUUAAACACAAACAAUCAGUCUACACAACCUACAGAUAACUCUCCCUCUGUGCUAUACUCUAGAGCCUGAGUUCAUGGCUUAUCUUUCAGAGGAAGAUCUGUGUGAUACGGGGAUGGAUGGGCAGAUUAGCGGUAAAAGUCAAAUAACACAUUUAGUUGAUGCGAUGCAUACAAAACAACAUCACUGUUAUUUAAAGAUGAUGCAGUUCAUUGCAAACAUAUACUGUAAGAUGACACUGAAUCUGACUUAAAUCUGUAGUGAUUUUAAGGUAAAUGUAUUUUAUGACAUGGUAUCAUGCUAUUGUGGUAUCAAUAUCAGAUCUAUUACAUAGAAAUACAGAUAGAGCUGUCUAUAUGCCACAUUUAUAAUCUAUUACUUAUGAAAUUAAUUACCUCUGAUAUUAUGUAAAGCAAUAUUUCUUGUGUCAUGUAAUGUCAUAUUGUGUUCUAUUACAUUGUUCUAUUAUAUUAUUACCAAAAAAUUGCUCCUUGUUUUGUGUUUCCAAUUUAACUUCAAUCCAUUGAUGAUAUAAUUGUGAUAUAUAGCUAGAAACCUAGAAGAUGGGUAAGAAAUCAAAUAAAAUCAUUAUAUAUUACUGCUUGAAGAAAGUGAUCAGUGAUCUGGGAUCAGAUUCCCCUACCUACCCCCAGUCCUAACUAUAACCGUUAGACCUGAGGUGAGGUGAAUGGUAACCAAUCAUGAAAAUGAAACCAUCUAACCCUGUGUUCUGAGGUUAAGGGUUAUUUUAACUAACUACAUGAUUACUUACUCUCCCAUCUCUAUCAACAAAUAAAAUAUUUUCCACUUGGACUACCAAGUCAACCAUCUGGUUGAUGUUUCCAUACUGCACAGCUAUGCCCUGUCAGCCUUACACGUUGUCAUCUCUCAUUCUAUUCCUAGAUCAGUUGCUAUAUUUCUUCACUUUCUUGCUGAUUUGACACUUUGACCUGGACCCAAAUUGAAUGUGAAAGCACUAACUCAGGUCCAACUGAGCUAACUGACCCGGGUUGGCACUACAUCAGACACGUGACCUGAGACUACCCAGGAUAUCUGAGAUGAGGAGAGGACAUUUUCAGUAGAGUUGGGAUUCAGUGAGCCACAAUGCUUCAUGUUAAGCCCCAACUAAUAAUAUGCUUAUAUGCUAGCAUAUAACAAAUCAAAUCAAAUCACUUUUUAUUGGUCACAUACACAUGGUUAGCAGAUGUUAAUGCGAGUGUAGCUAAAUGCUUGUGCUUCUAGUACCGACCAUGCAGGAAUAUCUAACAAUUAAUCUAACAAUGUCACAACAACUACCUUUUACACACAAGUGUAAAGGAAUGAAUAAGAAUAUGUACAUAUAAACAUAUGGAUGAGCGAUGGCCGAACGGCAUAGUCAAGAUGCAGUAGAUGGUAUACAGUACAGUAUAUACAUAUGAGAUGAGUAAUGUAGGGUAUGUAAACAUUAUAAGUGGCAUUGUUUAAAGUGACUAGUGAUACAUUUAUUACAUCCUAUUUUUAAUUAUUAAAGUUGUUAUCUUAUAUUAACAUUGUUAUCUUAUAUGAGAUAUAUAUGAGAUGAGCAUGUAAUAUUGUUACAACUUUUGUAGAUUUUAAUUUACGGAAGUAGUUUUGUUUUAUUUAAAUGAGAUUAGAUCAAGUCCUCAUUCUUAGUUGGCACAUUCCCUGUACGGGUCUAUACUCUAGUGUACUGUACUACAUUGUAAGGUACUAUAUUGUACUGUGCUGUACGGUCAUUUGCUGUGUAAGGACAUUGAUCCACCACUGAUAAGGUUAAAAUGUGGGACAGGUCAAUACAUGGAAACAUAAUCAUGACGUAUUCAUGUUCUGUCGUUAAAAUAUACUUGACCUGGAGAGUGUUGCCAGGCAAUGUUCUGGACUGUUUUAUAUUACAUCUAGGAUCCCCAUUAUGGUCUGUUACACUGGAAUUAGUCUAAGUUAUUAGUGAGUAAAAAACUGUCAAAUAUUUGUAUACUUAUGAAAACAUAGUCAUCUGAACUAUUGUGAUCCUGGUGAAAUUAUACACAGAGUCCUUCUUGCCCUUUGUGCUGUUGUCUGUGCCCAAGAAUGUUUGUACCAUGUUAUGUGCUGCUAUCAUAUUGUGUUGCUACCAUGUUGUUGUCAUGUGUUAUUGCUACCAUGCUGUGUUGUCAUGUGUUGCUGCUAUACUAUGUUGAUAUCUUUAGUUCUCUCUUUAUGUGGUGUUUACAUUUGUAUACCAUCACAUACUGUAUCUCUAUUAGGGAAUACUUUGGAACAGAUCUCCACAUUUAAAAUCCCUUGGAGAUGACUUGCUGGUGUUUUUAGUCCACAAUAAGAUAAUGAACUUGGGGGACAAAUAAAAUCACCUGUAGGACAAAUUCAGAGCUGUUCCUGUCGGCUACUUUAAAGGGUCAACCAGGUUUGAGUGGUCAUCAUCACCCAAGGUCAGUUUGGGUUCAGGGUCAAACAGAAAGGGAUUUGUGUAGAUAUAAUACUACAGUACGCAUCAAGAUAUUAAAAUCAUAUAACAUUUUAAGUUAUGAAUUUAUCAUUUAUCUGUAUAUUUAUUAGUUGGGUGAUUUCAUGUUUUGUGUAUUGGGAAUACAUCAAAAAUCAUAAUAAAAUGAACUGGAAAGUCUG